Molecule: messenger RNA, 747 nt
Organism: Emiliania huxleyi CCMP1516
Lineage: Eukaryota; Haptophyta; Isochrysidales; Noelaerhabdaceae
Exons: 1
Coding region: 1-747 (248 amino acids)
Source: RefSeq, a predicted model, not a curated record
AUGGGCGCCGGCUUCGAGCGCAGCCGCGGCUGGCGGGCUAAAAUAGACUUUGCAUUAGACAAGACUGUAUUCGACGAGCACGCGAUGCCGCUUGAAGCCGCUCGAGCCAAAGCAGAGGUCAAAGCGUCCAAGCGUCCCGACCUCCUUGGCUUCUCCAAGCCCUCCUGGAACUCCUCCACACUGCCAGAAAACUUUGUUCCGUUUCCAGAGCGACCGAUGAUGCACCAAUUGUCCAAGUAUCACUCGCUCAAACGGUUCGACUACGACCACCGUGCUGAAGUGCUGGAGGCAAGUGAUGGCAACUCCGACUCCCAAUAUAUUGGCCGGGGAAGCAAACUGCAGUACACGGAGCGGCACAUCGCACGCUCAGCGCCGGCGUUGAGCAUUUUACGAUCGGCCCCACUUCAUCCAGCGCUGAGGGAUAAGGCGCGGUGGAACGUGACGACCGGGGGCGAACCACAUGAGGCGGCCAAAGCGCACAGGCUGCGGGCGGAGAUGCAGCUCCGUUCCGCGGCACGCAACUCGAGGAGGCACGGGGUUCCUCCCGGUCGCGUGGGAGCUAUGGAGCGCUCCGUUGCACUCAUUGAUCAAGAGCGAGCCCGCAAGAAGGCGACACGACUCUUUGGAAACACAGCCCGUCCCGAUUCACGGCCGCCGCUCUCGGAAUCUGAUAAACUUGAGCUAUCGCCGAGUCGGCAAGUGCCUUGCAAAGCAGUGACCACCUGGAGCCUUGGCGGCUUCUGCUGA